AGUCAACUACAAGCUCCAUUUAAGCAAAACAGAGCAUAUAUCAUACUAUAUAAAACAAAGAAAAACAUAAAUCUCAUCAAAUAAAAUUUCAAGAAGCUCUGAAAAAUAAUUAGCCAUGUCCAUACCACCAGGAGCAUAUCAAGAAGAUUUACCAGCAGUUCCACCAUGGCUAAACAAAGGCGACAACGCCUGGCAAAUGACUGCAGCGACCCUCGUUGGUCUGCAGAGUAUGCCAGGCCUUGUCAUCCUUUACGCCAGCAUUGUAAAGAAAAAAUGGGCAGUUAACUCUGCUUUUAUGGCUCUUUACGCUUUCGCAGCUGUACUCAUAUGUUGGGUAUUAGUAGGCUAUCGUAUCGCCUUUGGCGAUAAGCUUUUGCCCUUUUGGGCAAAAGGGGCCCCUGCUUUAGGCCAAAAAUACUUAACAGGACGAGCAAGAAUGCCAGAGACAACGCAUUAUUAUAGCGAUGGAACGACAAUAGAAUCUCCUAUGCAUGAACCUUUUUAUCCUAUGGCUGCACAUGUCUAUUUUCAUUUCACUUUUGCUGCUAUUACCAUGAUUUUGUUGGCUGGUUCUGUUCUUGCUCGUAUGAAUAUCAAAGCUUGGAUGACUUUUGUUCCUCUUUGGCUCAUCUUUUGUUAUACUGUUGGAGCUUUUAGCCUUUGGGGAGGUGGAUUUCUUUAUCAUUGGGGUGUGAUUGAUUAUUCUGGUGGCUAUGUUAUUCAUCUUUCUGCUGGAAUUUCUGGAUUCACCGCUGCUUAUUGGGUUGGGCCAAGACUGAAGAGUGAUAGGGAAAGGUUUCCACCAAACAAUGUGUUAUUGAUGCUUGCAGGAGCAGGGCUACUUUGGAUGGGUUGGUCAGGUUUCAAUGGAGGAGCACCUAAUGCUGCAAAUGUAGCUGCUCCUUUGGCUGUUUUAAACACUAAUAUUUCAGCAGCUACAAGUCUUCUUGUUUGGACAACCCUAGAUGUUUUUUACUUUGGCAAGCCAUCCGUUAUUGGAGCGAUUCAAGGAAUGAUGACCGGCCUAGCUUGUGUAACUCCUGGAGCAGGAGUGGUGCAAGCUUGGGCAGCCAUAGUAAUGGGAAUUCUUGCUGGAAGCAUUCCAUGGUAUUCAAUGAUGAUACUCCACAAAAAGUCCACUUUUCUACAGCAGGUGGAUGAUACACUUGCUGUGUUUCACACACAUGCUGUGGCAGGACUUCUAGGGGGUUUAUUAACUGGUCUUCUGGCAGAACCAUCUCUCUGUAAUAUUGUCCUUCCAGUCACCAACACAAAGGGUGCAUUUUAUGGUGGAGUUGGCGGAAUUCUUUUCGUUAAGCAAAUAGUUGCAGCUCUCUUCAUCAUUGGUUGGAACAUAGUUGCAACGACGUUGAUACUACUUGCAAUAAGGUUGUUCAUCCCACUAAGGAUGUCGGAUGAGCAACUAAAGAUUGGAGAUGACGCGGUUCAUGGUGAAGAAGCCUAUGCCCUUUGGGGUGAUGGAGAAAAAUAUGAUCCCGAAAGACAUGGUUGGCAAGGCCCAACUUCUCCACCACAAACAACUACAGUAUUGACAUUUGAUUUAUAACAUGUUAUAACCUCAUACAUCUAUUGUUUAAAACUUUACAGUAUUAGAUUUGUACAUUUUAUAAGGUUCAUAUAGAAGUUAAAGGAAUUUUUAAAGAAUGUGUCGAGUUUGUGAGGUGAGUGCAAGAUAUCAUGUAUAUAUACUUACAAUUUCCCUAUGUUUGUACACUAUAUAUUCUUGAGCCGAGGGUCUUCCAUGAACUGAUUCAGUACAUUAUGUUA
Molecule: messenger RNA, 1788 nt
Organism: Solanum pennellii
Lineage: Eukaryota; Viridiplantae; Streptophyta; Magnoliopsida; Solanales; Solanaceae
Product: ammonium transporter 2
Exons: 4
Coding region: 116-1567 (483 amino acids)
Biological process (GO): ammonium transmembrane transport
Cellular component (GO): plasma membrane
Molecular function (GO): ammonium channel activity
Source: RefSeq, a predicted model, not a curated record